CUAGAGGCUCCCCCUCCGCCACCUCGGAGGGGAGGUCCACCAGCAGGUAAUGGUGGUGUCGGUGUUGGUCAGCAGACGUCUGCCACCAGCUUUCUUCAGCUCAGCCAGGAUCAUCUUACCGCCGGUCAGCACCAUCAGCCGCACCAACAGCCCACCAUCCAGCCGGGCAUGAAGCUGUUCCCGAACUAUACGCCACCGAUUCCACCGCACCACCACAACGGUAAUGGUGGCGGUAUGGGAGACGGUAGCAGUCCGGCCAACCAUCACUACCACCAGAUCACGUACCAGACGCAAACGCUCGCCCCGUUGCGGCUCAAUCAGGAACACUUCUUGCCGCACGGCAGCAAAACGAACACGGUCAGUGCGUCCGCCGGCGUCAAUCAGUCGCGGUUGCACUCCAAAUAUCAAACCCACCAUCACCAUCUGCAUCACCACCACCAGCACGGUCCGAUGCAGCCGGGUGGCAAUGUAUCGCCCGGACCACCGACCACUGCCACCAUCGCGAUGCAUCAAAGCUACUCGCCCGAUGCACAGCUGCAUCAUCACCAUCAUCACCAUCAUCAUCCAGCGCAUCAGCAGCAGCAGCAGCAUCAUCAUCGGGACGAUAUGUCCGAUCGUGAGGACGAUGAGGAUGAUACGCUGGAUGUAAACGAUGGAGAGGGUAGCGGGCAGAGCGAUGCCACAUCACCACCCCAAAGUCCCCUCUCGCCCGUUCCACCCGAGCUGCCCAUCCGCAACGGGUUGCUGGCAAACACGCUGAACCACAUCAACAACAACAACAACAGCAGUAGCUGCAACGGCCCAAUGAUGGUCACGGAACGUAUCAGAACACCGCCCUCACCGCCUGUCACACCACCGCCCCCGUCCGCUAUCACUACCGGUGUCACGCUGGGUAACGGCCGCAAGACCCUGUCGGUGGCACGACACUAUCAUUAGGUUUAAGUAAAUCAGCAAACGGGAGAAUAGACAUGGAUAGACUGGAUAUAAGCUACUUGUUCGCAUUGGUGGCUAUAGUGAUGGAUGGUUGUUUUAUUUGCUCUGUCCAGCCAACACUUACCCUUAACCUUGUUUUGCGUGGUGUAGUAGAUAGACUUAGUAGGGAUAAAGAAUUCGAUUGCGGGCCAGUUGCGCCGAUUCACAACUCAAAUGUUAUGUGCCGUUUUGGGAAACAUUCGUUUAUUCCUAGUCACAACAACCAUGGUAACAACGUUUUUUGUCACUCAGUUUACAAUGGGUAAAAGAGACUAUCGGCGAUCUUAUUCUACUGAAAAAAAAUGUGUUGAAAUACCUGCCAAAAGGCUUGUGCGGACGUAUCUGGUUCCUUAGAGAUGGAAUUGGUUGAAUUUACAGUAUUUUCAAGAAUUAAUGAGAAAAUUUGGAAAUUGUUUGUUGAUACUUUUUAAGUAAAAGUGUCCUUUCUUGAAGUUUUGCAAUUUAAUGUCGAUUCCUUGGAAAGUUUUUUCCACUCACAUGGACAAACUUGGUUUAGCAUAGAAUUGACUUCAUGUUAGAAAAUUUUCUUAAUUUUAUCAACGAUUUAAACUCGCAAAACCCUGUAGGUAUUUCCCAGUGCUAUUCUUAAUAAUUGUUUAAUGAGUUUCCUACUUUUUAAUAUGCAUUUAAAUUUGUUAAAGUAAGAAUCUUUUCAAUAUUAUGUGCCACUUUCAUGAACAUUAGUAUUUUUCGUAAUCUUUCGUUUAAAUAAGUUACAUCUUGUCCUAGAAAUUUCUUCACGAUAUAAAUGAUGAGAUAUGUGGAUGAAUUGCUCCUCUGUAAAUCAUCUUGGACUGAAAUUGGCCCUUAAAAAACACACACACAAGCACAACAAUCUUCGUCCAUUUCCUGAGCACCGAAUAUAUCCUGUUUCCUGUUUCCAAAGCAUCGUGUUAGUGCCGUAACAACGGUACGAAACGGUACAAAGCGGCCACCUGGAAACGAAUGAUUGCGAACGUUUAGAGUGUGUGUGUGUAUGUGCUUCGCGAAAUUAGGAAUUGAGCAACCCAACCAACCUCUCCAUGACCGCGCUCCGGUCGGCGGAACCGUGCUGUUAUUGUAGCCGAUGUCGCCGAUGUUUUCUACUGUACCAGAAGAGGCAACCGGCUGUACCAGUCGCUAUUCUCGAGGGUUGCGGCGACGAGUUGCGAUGUGUAAGGGACGCACAGGAAAUGUUGUUUAAUUAAAUUAAUGGCCGGAAUAAUGUCGGUGACAUCCGGUUUCGUUCGCGGGCGAACCGUUCCGAUGCGUACGAUGGUGAAAGGGAUUUCGAGAGAGGGGUGGGAGUGAGUUGGAUGGAAGUAUGGCAACCCGGGACUGUGACGGGAAGUGUUUAUUGAUUUAGUUGAUGAACACGACUGUACCGCUUACGUUGUGCGGGAAAAUUCCUCCUUACUCUGUACCUUCUUAGCGGCGUUGACCGCACAUUAAGAGUGAAAGAUUUUCCUCAUAAGUCUAAUUUUGUAACAAAAAGUUGGAGCGUUACUUUGCAGAAGGUUUUCUAUGCUUGGUUGGAGGGAAAGAAAGCAGGGAAGAGAUAUGUAUAGGCUACCGUAGGGACAGUUUCUCGGGAAACCAUCAUGAAGUUACUCCAUACUUCAUCAACCCAAUAAAAACGCCACCAGGAUCCCUUCCAAUGAUCAGUCGGGGAGCCUAAGAUAAAGAAAAAGAGCAUCAAAAAUAGGAUUCAAUAUCGAAGAACAGCAAUGAUUGAAGAUUGAAGACAUUGUGGACAUUUGUUGACAUAAAAAGGCCUUUUUAUGACGCUUUACAUGGGAAGCAUCAUGCUCGUCCCAUUAGUGUGCCAUAAUUGUAAUUAAACAAACCCACUAGGAGAAGUUCCUUUUUUUCUGUUCUGGUUGAAUAUAUUUGAGGGACAGUUUGUUAUCUAUUAGCCAUGGUUAAAUGGUUCACUUCAAAGACACAUCUAUAAUGAGGUACACUGUAUUUACUUUCUUUUCGUGGGUCAACAUCAACAUGAUUCUGUAUUUUCUUUUGGCAACGCCAAGUUACCACAAGCUUCCCUUUUUUUUGCUGCUUCGUCCAUUGCUGCAAAACAUUCAAAUGAGUGGCGAUAUUUGAAAGGCACAUUUGCCUAAUGUGCUACUCUUUUUCCCAUGAUUGCGCUGACACCAAACGAAAAGAGCCAUCAAUUUGCUACCAUUUUUAUUAUGUUUUCGAUUGAUGUUUUAGGUGAGUGAAAGGAAAUGGCAAAAACCGUCGACUCUCUUUUUUAAGAAGCGAAGAUUGUGAAAUUUGUAAAAAAAAAAACUACAAAUGCACCCGACAUUUCGCCUUUCACGUCUUUUAACCUUAGCACUACCGAUCAGCGGCACUCAUCAAUCGGUGUUUUUUUUUUGUGGCGUUCAUCACCAUCGUUGCGGAACUACCGAACCGAGGCGAAAGUAGGGCUCACGAUCUGACCCUGACCGCGGUAGCCGAGUCGCAACGCGAGUGUCGACGUGAUGUCGGGACUGUGUCGUGUGCUGCAGCAAUUAGCUAUUCGUCCCGAAGCGAAUCGAGCUGUACAGAGUUCGAAAUGGGGCGGGCGAAUCUUACGCUAGGAAUUAUCUCCCUCGAGUCACCCUUUUGGGGAGCAAACCGAUCGAUUACGCCUAAGCUCGCGGUAUCAUGUGACCGGAUAUUUCUUGACGCGGGCGCGGUACCAUCCCACAAAACCCCAUUAUAGGACAUUCGGAGAAGCUUUCCCCGGGCAUUCGGUGGAACUCCAGUUCCACUCAUCGACAGUUGCUUGAGUGUUUUGCUCCUUACCGCGGGUGUGUACUUUUAAUAGAUCCAUCAAUCAUACUCACACAACACAGCAGAAGCGCAGCAGUUCCCCCGGCGCGGGAACACAUAAUCAACGGUCUCGGAGGAAUGGGUCCAGAUAAAUGAUGCUCUACAUUUUCCCGCCUCGUUCCCGGGUUGUUUGAAAACCGAACACGACACACCAAACCGGUGGAAACUUACCGCAGCCAGACGAUUUGAAUGCGAAAUGUAAUGGCUAAUUGAAUGGCUGAACUGAAAUGAAAGCGUUCACCCUCGACGUCUGGGUGAAGAAUUUCACGCCCAAUCAGCUCAAUAUGUAUAGUCCAGGACGGGGCGUGUUUUUUUAAAGACACAUUGGGAGUGUGGGAUUUUAAUUUGCCUGAAAGGUACAUCAUCUUAAUUAAUGCUCUCAAAAAUUGGAGUCUUGUUUGGCAAAAAUAUCCUCACAAGGCAAAAAUAAAUAAAUGAAAGGUUCAGUAAGAAUUAAUUUCCUCUUUUUAACACUAAACUUUCCAAUUGCAUCACUCCCAACUGGGAGAGAUUAGCUUAGUGUUAGCUUUUGGGAUUGUAUUGGUACCGAAAUCAAAUCUAAGGAAGAGUGUCCAAUUAGCAAAGCUGCCUAAUUAAUUCAUCUUCCAAUAGAAUGAGACGAAGAUCGCUACAUCUUUAGAGUUUUCUCCUUAAGCUUAAUCUUGACUAGUUUAAGCUCCAAUAUUGCUUCAAGGAUUUUGCAGCGCUGGCGCAGAAAUAACAUCAAAACCCACCAGAAACGUUUUGUUAUAUCCUGCCAAAGGCCUAAAACGAUUGCGUUUUUGAUGUUUUUUUUUAAUUUCUUCGCGGAUUCACCGCAGGCUACCAAUCUGGCAAUCUGGAACUGGAAAUUCCACCACCAGCAAGUGGAUGCAAAUUCGGAGAAAAAAAUGGACUGCUUUCUCACUUCUCACAAGAAGCACACAUCAAAGCCGAUGUGUUGGGGAAGUUGAGGGAAGGAUGGAGAAAAAAGUGAAAAUAAUUAAACCAUUUAAAGUUAAAAUUGAACCGCCUUUGGGGAUGGUGGCGCGAGUUGAGAAUGGCACAUUUUAUAGCCCCUUAUUCAGUCCAUCAUUUGGGUGUUGGAAUUCUGGAGCGGUCAAGCAAGAGUUAAGUGUAACGCGUAAUGACACUUAACAGUCACGUCCACACCGGCCACCUUUUUUUGUGAUGCGCCUUUAGGGCCAAACCGCCGUGUGUGUGUGUCUCCCUUUCAUUCGUUUACCCUUUGGAGGGUUGGUUUUUUUCACAGCCACAACAAAUAGGGGGAAUAAGGGAGUACCGGGAUGCAUUAAUUUGAAUUCCACCGCAAGGGCAUUAUAAUUAUGUCAUAAAACUAAGGCCACGGAAAGAGGAGCCCGCGGUGUGGGUGUGUGGUGUAAUGGGUGGAGGGGUUGGGACACAUUUGGGUGAAAAAUAAAGAAGCAAGAUCAUAAAAGUUCUUAUAUGGCGAAAAAGGGUAAAAAAGAAACGAGCAAAAUAGACACCAAAACUGGACAAAGAAGGACAAGAACCCCCGAUAGUGAAGGAUAAUAUAAUCGAGAUGAAAUGAAAGAUGGUUAAAAAAGCCUUAAAACACAAGAAAAAAGAUCGAAAAACAAAAACAAAACCUAAAUCCCCCCUGCAAAAACAAAAAAAAACCUUUUCAGCCCAUAACCUUUGAGUUGUGACGGGCGUUUGCGUCGCAAUGCAAUAAUGUGGAGCGGUGGAACGCGAGCGUGAAAGAGAUAGUGUAAUUAAAUUAAAUUAUAUUCAAAAAGACCACGCGACUCGUAUUUCUUUCCUGUUCGUGAAACGCAAACACGAAACACCCACGAUGCUCCCUUUUUUUCACUGCGUGUGACCAUCCGGUACGAAAUAUGGCGGGAAGUGAGAUUUUGAACGGGAAGCAAAAAUUGAAUUUAAAACGAAACAAAAUUACCAACUUGCCGCCUGCUCCCGCUGCUCUUAAGGGUGGUUAGGUCACCUACAAAACUAGAUGAUGAUGAUGAUGAUGAAGUGGACCGUGGCACUAAGAAACGGAAGAAGACGAUGGUCAUAAAGUACGUGGUAGGAAAGGGCAACAGAAGAGCGGGAGAAAGAAUAAAUGUUCAAGAAGGCAAUAAAAUAAUGGUCCAUCACCCCCGGCCCGGCGGUGAUGAUUAUGUCGGCAAAGGUCGGAAGCCAUCGUUGUGGUCGAAGGAAAACAGGAAAAUAACAACAAUAAAAACAAACCACGGUAUACCGAGGGGGGGGAGGGCGAGGACGAAGGGGAUGGUUUUUGAAGGUGGUAAUAAAGUGAAAAUUGAAUGAUAAUAUACAAACGAAAUGCGGCACUACACCAGAAAAUGGGGUGUCCUCCCCCUUUUUUAUACCUAGUAGGCGACAAGACAAACUUCAACUUAAAAAGCAAUAUUUCUUCUACAGAAACAAAACACUGAAUAUUAAUAUUACUGUUGUGCUGCGAAUGACACUGAACGGAACCGAGAGGCAAAGAGGAAAAGAGAGAGAAUGGAAAUUUUAGCACUUAAAAAGAAACUACUACAAUUUCACCUAUACUCUUCGCUAAAGUGAUAAACAAAACAAAACAAAAAAAAAACAAAAACCCCGAAAUGUUACUAUCAAACUCUACACUGCUCAUGUACUAGUGGAAAUGGAAUUGUACUGUUAAGCGGAUAAGAUUACUAAAAGCGAACGAAACAAAAAAAAAACAAUUGUUCAAUCCGUGUGUAAUAUGUAUACCGCCCCAGGUAGCAUAGCGAAAGGGUGUAUUUUAACCGAUAUAAAAAGAACACAAAUCAUAAAGCGAAACCAUGCCACAAGCAAAGUCAUCUAAGCAGUAUGAAGAGGAUAAAAUUCAACCGAUGCGUGUAAAUAGAUAGCAAAACAACAAAUAAGAGUAAUAGAAAAGAGUGACAAAACGCAAGAUGUGAGAAUCGUUAAAACACUAGAAAUCGUAAACAAUUGAUGUUACAACAAUCUGUACAUAGCAUAUUAGCGUAAAAACACUCUAAAAAAACCGUUCCCUAAGUGUGUGUGUGUGUAUUUUUCGAAAACAAAAUGCAAAAUUUAAGUACAGUGUGUAAGGAACGAGAGAGAACGCGAAAAUGGUUCGGUGUGAAUGGUGGAAUGGAAUUCUUACAAAAAACUGGAAUUAAAUUGUCGUACUCUACUAUAUCAUGCAUUCUUAUAGGUGGGAAGAAAGAAAAAAAAAACAAGGGUAUCAAAUCGAUCAAGUUCGAAGGGGUUGUUAUCAAUUUUAAAUUAAAACAAACAAACAAAAUAUACUAUACCAUAGCUAGUGAAAAAAAAGAGAUGAAAAAUCAUGUAAAAAAUGCAUUCGAAUGCGAAAAACAAUUUGAUUAAAAUGAAAAUGUAAAAAGCGUACAUUAACACCGUUACGACACGCUUCUACCGUGGUUGAAGGCGUAGAAAACGAAUGAAAUGUCCAUAAGAGAGAAAAAAAACAUAAAAGUUUCGAGAAAAAGAAAAAAAAAUAACUGGAUAGAAUAGAAGCGAACAACAAGAAACAAACAAAAUCAAACCAAACAUAAUCGUGAUUUGUACCCCUCGUUUAGUUUUGGUUUCGAUUUAUUUUUUGUCGAUGAAAUUAUGAAAAAAACGAGUAUAAUGAAACGGGGCGAAAAAAAAACAAACUAAAAUUGUCACUUAAAAUCGUUUAAAACAAGAAAAAAAACAACUUGCACCCAAACCACCCCCCGUGUGCGGUGAAUUGAUGUAUGGGAAACUCGUGCAACAACCAUUCAAUGUUGUAAAUAUUGAUUAAAACUUAGCAAUUCCUUAGCCGCGUGCGCGCAUCCGCAAGGAAAUGAAUUAGACGGUAAAUUAAAUAACACGAACUGGUAGGACAAAAAUCAAAUCGAGUAAUAUGAAAUGCAAACUGUGGAACUGCAACCAAGAAAAACUGAUGGAAAAUAAACGAAUAAUUUUUCAUUAAAAAUAAA
Messenger RNA from Anopheles funestus (African malaria mosquito), 7736 nucleotides. Its product is annotated as protein roadkill. The transcript has a single exon. The annotation marks the transcript as partial. The record is from RefSeq and is a predicted model, not a curated record. Lineage: Eukaryota; Metazoa; Arthropoda; Insecta; Diptera; Culicidae.